AUGUCUCUAAAGUUAUUUCGAACUGUUAAGCAGACAGCAAUUUUAUUGAUAUCUGUGGUAGUCUUUCUUGAGAGUUGUGUGGCACUAUGUUUCAUCCAGAUUAUUACAAUAAUAUUAUUCAAGAAGAACACUAAAUCGUAUCAAAAAUGUAUGGAUUUUACGAAGAAGUAUUUUUUAAUCAUGUUAACUGCAAUAUUGUCGGUAGCUGCACCAUCUAAAGUUAGAAUAACUACAUGCAACAAUACCAUCGGUAAGAAUGUCUUCUUUAUGGAUCAUCAAAAAGGAAGAAUUUCAUCAACCUUAUGUCCUGAUUCUGUGGUAAUCUGUAACCACCAAAUAUAUACAGAUUGGAUUUAUCUAUGGUGGAUUGCUUACACAUCAGAGUUGGCUGGUAGAGUCCAUAUCAUGCUGAAGAAAUCUUUAAAAUCUAUCCCUCUAUUAGGAUUUGGUAUGACGAAUUUUAAUUUCUUAUUUAUGAAUAGAAAGUGGGCACAUGAUCGUGUAAAUUUAAUUAAUACAUUAAAAGAGCUGGAUGCCAAUGCAAGAGGAUUGGGUCCACUUAGUAGCAACACUCCAGUAAAAACAGAUAAUGAUGGUGUGGUCAACUGGGAUUCUAGGGUUCAUCCUGAUGUGAGAGAGAAAAAGACAAAUUCCAAUUGUUGGCCUUAUAAUUUCUUAUUAUUUCCAGAAGGUACAAAUUUAACAUAUGAUACAAGAUGUAAAAGUCUCAAAUAUGCUAGAAAGGUUAACAAACAACCAUUUAAACAUCUUUUAUUACCUCAUGUGACCGGAUUAAGAUUCACUUUAGAGACGCUAGAACCAAGUUUAGACGCAGUGUAUGAUGUUACCAUCGGCUACUCAGGAGUGCAGAACUCUUCUUAUGCUGCAUCUCAUUACAGUCUGAAACAAAUAUUUUUAGAAGGUAAAUUUCCUCAUAUUGUGGACAUAUAUAUUCGUUCUUAUGAAUUGAAAAAUAUACCAUUAAGGGAUGAAGAAGCAUUUGCUGAGUGGUUAUAUAAUGUAUGGAAGGAAAAGGAUGAAUUAUUGGAAGAAUAUUAUAUCAGCGGUUCUUUUAAACAAGAAUCCAAUAAUACGUCAACAGUAGUUGAUAAAUUUAACGUUAGUCCGUCAGAAUACCUUUUGGUAGGUAUGAUUCCAUGUAUUACAUUCCUUUUUAUUUUAAAACUGUUGGCUGCUUAA
This is a messenger RNA of Arxiozyma heterogenica, 1200 nucleotides long. It is a transcript of the gene CST26, whose product is annotated as putative acyltransferase. The coding region runs from base 1 to 1200 and encodes 399 amino acids. Gene Ontology annotation, molecular function: acyltransferase activity. NCBI's taxonomy places the organism in Eukaryota, Fungi, Ascomycota, Saccharomycetes, Saccharomycetales, Saccharomycetaceae. The transcript has a single exon. The record is from RefSeq and is a predicted model, not a curated record. Gene Ontology annotation, biological process: phosphatidylinositol acyl-chain remodeling. Gene Ontology annotation, cellular component: endoplasmic reticulum; endomembrane system.